Messenger RNA from Dipodomys ordii (Ord's kangaroo rat), 1442 nucleotides. It is a transcript of the gene Ppcs, whose product is annotated as phosphopantothenoylcysteine synthetase. The transcript is spliced from 3 exons. Gene Ontology annotation, cellular component: cytoplasm; nucleus. The record is from RefSeq and is a predicted model, not a curated record. Lineage: Eukaryota; Metazoa; Chordata; Mammalia; Rodentia; Heteromyidae. Gene Ontology annotation, molecular function: phosphopantothenate--cysteine ligase activity. Bases 14 to 949 code for a protein of 311 amino acids. Gene Ontology annotation, biological process: coenzyme A biosynthetic process.
CGUCUCGGCACUCAUGGCGGAAGUGGACCUAGUGGCUGAGUUCCCCCGACCCGCGGGUGCUGCGCGCUGGGCCGAAGUUAUGGCUGGCUUCGCGGCCAGGCUGGGCGCACAGGGCCGGCGGGUGGUGCUGGUCACGUCAGGUGGCACCAAGGUCCCUCUGGAAGCGCGGCCGGUGCGCUUUCUGGACAACUUCAGCAGCGGGCGGCGCGGGGCCAUGUCGGUCGAGGCCUUCCUGGCGGCGGGCUAUGGGGUCCUGUUCUUGUAUCGCGCUCGCUCAGCCUUUCCCUAUGCCCAUCGCUUCCCGCCUCAGACCUGGCUGGCCGCCUUGCGGCCCGCUGGCCCACCUCAGGCGGGCCUCCUGAGCCUAGAAGCCGAGGAGAAGGCGCUCCCGGGCUUCGCUGCGGCUCUGCGGAGCUACCAGGAGGCAGCGACUGCCGGCACCUUCCUGGCGGUAGAGUUCACCACUUUGGCGGACUAUCUGCAUCUGCUGCAAGCUGCGGCCCAGGCGCUCAACCCACUAGGCCCUUCUGCGAUGUUUUACCUGGCUGCGGCCGUGUCAGAUUUCUAUGUUCCUGUCUCUGAAAUGCCUGAACACAAGAUCCAGUCAUCUGGGGGCCCACUGCAGAUAACAAUGAAGAUGGUGCCAAAAAUGCUCUCUCCUUUGGUUAAAGAUUGGGCUCCCAAAGCAUUUAUAAUUUCCUUUAAGUUGGAGACUGAUCCUUCCAUCAUAAUUAAUCGUGCUCGGAACGCUUUGGAAGUUUAUCAGCAUCAAGUGGUGGUGGCUAAUAUCCUUGAGUCAAUACACUCCUCUGUGGUUAUUGUAACCAAAGACUCGGAAACCAAGUUAUUGCUGACAGAGGAAGAGGUAGCAAAAGGCAUAGCGAUAGAAGAGAAAAUAGUAGAUAAUCUUCAAUCUCGACACACAGCUUUUAUAUGUGACAGAAAUUGAACUAAAAAUCUCAAAAAUUAUUAUAGGAUCAAAAAUUAUUGAGUGGACCAGGUCUUCUACAGAUGUCAAGAACCGAAUAAAUCCUUUGCUUUCCUAAGAACAAAGAAAAUGAAGGGAACAGUUAAAGUGGUGUGUGCAGGCUAAUAAUGGGUUGAUAUUUCUCUUUUAAUGGCCACUUGACACACCUGAAUGUCAUUGUGAUUUGGAAAUUGAACCCUAGAACUGUAUCUCACAUUUUUGAAAAAGCUGUUAGGAAUUCACUACCAAAAAUAUAUGUGGAGGGCUGAAUGCUGAAGAUCAGCUUAAUACAUACUGUAGAAGGAGGAUUAUGGAUACAUGAGUAGCUGUGCUUUGAAGAGCAAGUAUUUGUUGAGUGCCUACUAUGUGCCAGGCCCAUGGUGAGCUGUGAAGAUUGAAAAUGAAUAAACAUGUCUCAUUUAGGAAAUGGAUGUAUAAAAAAUGAAGUGCAAUAAAGUGUAUGCCCACAAACCAA